This is a messenger RNA of Megalopta genalis, 5495 nucleotides long. NCBI's taxonomy places the organism in Eukaryota, Metazoa, Arthropoda, Insecta, Hymenoptera, Halictidae. The record is from RefSeq and is a predicted model, not a curated record.
GAGGCGUGAUUCGAGGCCGGGAUCUUCACUCUCUCUCCGGACGCGCGCGCGCGAGCAGGGGUCGAUCCUUCGACGUACGGACCAGAGAUCGCGGGAGUAGUGCGCUAGCGUGGUGCAUUAUCGCGUGUCGUCCAGUGCAACCAGGAACCGGAUAUUCGCGAUGUUCUAGGAGGACACGUUCGCUCCUCUGUAAUAUCGUCGAGUGCCCGGUUCAUCCGCUCGUACUCCUCGCGCGUUUAGCCUCUCUCCUCUCUUAGCCUGUUCUCCUCCGCUCCGCUCUAUUUCUCUUACUCUUUAUCUUUAUCUUCUCACGCGAUUCCCCCCGCGAUCCUUUUCUUUUUCUCCGGUGGCUCUCCAGCGUCCCCUCGUUGCCCUCUUUUCUCCUCUCACGUUUCUUUUAUUUAUCUUUCCGCGAGACGGCACUCUGUGUCUUCUCCUCGAUCUCUCCCUCUUCUUUCUUCCCGGCUGCGCCUCUCUCUCUCCGCGUUGUCGCUUCCCUGUCUCUUUUACUUGCCUUUCCGUCUCUCCUCACCCUCUUCUCUCAUCUUUCUCGCUCUCUGUCCGUCUAUCCGCUCUCCUCUUCCACGGCCGAACCCGCGCGUAACCCAGUCACAGUUCAGUCGUGUACUCAUGAUCCGACCGGCGACCAGGUAGUACCGCUGAAUUAUGCGCGACAUGAGCACCAACGCCAUCGUAGUAGUGUUUCACGAGCGUCACGUAAAAUGGAAUUAAACAAUGUUGUUAAGACGUAAACAUGUUUUGGCUACACUGUGGACUCUUUGUUCUCGUGAUUGCCGUACCUGGAUUUAUUAACACCGCCGACAGCACGUCCAAGCGAGAAGCCGACUACACCUUAGAUGACUCCUUCUGGAACGUGGAGAUCUCUGAAGCUGAAGGUGAGGCCGAAAGACUACUGCGCGAGUAUACACAAAAUCAGGAGCUACUAAGAAAAAUCGGGACCCAUUACUAUCAAAUCAUCUAUCCGGUACAGUUACGGCAUCACGAGAAAAUGGGAAUAUCCACGAGAGAAGUCGGCAUGUCGAAGUUUCCUCAAAGAGGAUACGGUGAGAGUGGAUAUCAAAAUUUGCGAGGCAAAACGAGAACAGGGAGACACUUUCAUCGGACGUCCCUUUUGAUCAAGGCCUUUAAUCACAAAUUUCGCCUAGACUUAGAAUUAAAUGGGCCGCAAAUGCCCCUGAGAGGCAAUUUCUACACCGACAAGCGUGCACAUGUGCUCUCCUUGAAGAUGGAGCCAGCGAUACACGGACAGACGGACAAACAGAGAGACAGACAGGAGGGUGAAUCGGAAGGACAUUUCGAUUCAUCGGGCGGGAAAUUGAUUUCAGGUGAGGCCGAAAGACUACUGCGCGAGUAUACACAAAAUCAGGAGCUACUAAGAAAAAUCGGGACCCAUUACUAUCAAAUCAUCUAUCCGGUACAGUUACGGCAUCACGAGAAAAUGGGAAUAUCCACGAGAGAAGUCGGCAUGUCGAAGUUUCCUCAAAGAGGAUACGGUGAGAGUGGAUAUCAAAAUUUGCGAGGCAAAACGAGAACAGGGAGACACUUUCAUCGGACGUCCCUUUUGAUCAAGGCCUUUAAUCACAAAUUUCGCCUAGACUUAGAAUUAAAUGGGCAACUUUUAGCACCAAAUCUUAAGCAAAAAGACUUUUUAGUCGGCGACGCGGAACAAAUUUCUAAACAGGGGAUAGAACACUGUUACUAUCACGGCACCAUCAAGGAUUAUCCAGGGGCCAGCGCUGCCUUUCACACGUGUAACGGUCUCAGCGGUGUCAUUCAUUUAGGCAACGAGACCUUUGUCGUUCAUCCAUUCUAUGGCGGCGAUCUGUCGAAACAUCCUCACGUUAUAUUUGAGGCUCGAUCAAAGGCUAACAAAGGCUGCGCUAACACGAAGAAAAUUGACUGGCGUUCAAAGAACCGUCGAGGGAAGCAUGUUCUGGGCCUAUCGGAGACCACUUCCGAUCGAUACAAGAGAGACAUCCGUGAGGCAAUCAAAUACAUCGAAACUGCCAUCAUUAUCGAUAAGGCUAUGUUCGAGAAGAGGAACGGCAGCACCAGAGCAGAGGUAGUCCACGACGCCAUCCAAGUCGUCAAUAUCGCUGAUUUGUAUUUCCGUACAUUGAACACUAGAGUCUCCGUGACAUACAUCGAAACCUGGCAAGAAAAAAACAAGGCGAACAUUGUUGAAAACAUGGAGAUUGGUACAGCUUUGAAAAUCUUCAACGACUACACAACGAGACAUUUGUACGAUGUCUCGAAGGACACCACCCAGUUGCUCACAGGCAAAUCAUUUUCAAACGACGAAUCGGGGGAUGCGACGUCGUCGACCAUCUGUAAAAAAGAAUCCGUAGGAAUUAGCGUUGAUGUGAAUUCGUACGAGCUACAUUUACUGGCGGGCACCAUGGCUCACAUGAUCGGCCAUAAUAUUGGCAUGAACCACGAUGAUGGAAGAAACGAUUGCGUGUGUGGGGACUGGCACGGGUGCAUCAUGGCUCAAUCAAUCGUCGGCUUAGACAACGUGCAACCGUACAAGUUCUCCGACUGCAGUCGACAGGACUACACGAUGGCGUUGCAGAGCGCCGACGCUCUGUGUCUUAACAAUAAACCAAACCAGGUGGAUUCGAAUCGAUAUUGCGGAAACAGGGUAGUAGACGACGGGGAACAAUGCGACUGCGGACCGAUCGAUGAGUGCAAGGACUUCGAUCCCUGCUGCGAUCCAAUCACCUGCAAUCUCAUCAGGGAGGCGGAGUGCGCGGCAGGGCCAUGUUGCAACAAGUGCAAGUUGGUGCCCUCCGGAGUGGUCUGCCGGAAGGCGACAAACGAAUGCGACCUACCGGAAGUCUGUACGGGUAAGAGUGGCCAAUGCCCAGAGGACGUUUUCAAGAAGAAUGGCAGCCCGUGCUCGGACAACACCGGAUUCUGUUUCAACGGGGUCUGUCCGGCCCUGGAUCUGCAAUGCGAGCAAAUCUGGGGCUACGGUGGCAUCGCAGCUGACAAACACUGCUACGAAUACUACAACUCCAAAGGCUCGUUGAAUGGACACUGUGGCACCGAUUCAUCCGGACACUAUAUCAAAUGCGAACCGAAGAACGUCCACUGUGGCUCGCUGCAUUGUCAGCAAGGCAAGAAGCAGCCAGUAAUCUCCGGGAUGGAUCACGUGCGCAUCAUAAUUUCGCGCCAGAGCAAGGAAUACGAAUGCAAGAUGACCAAUGGUAAAGUUGACGGCUCGGAGGUGCCCAGCAUGGGGCUGGUUCGCGACGGAACAUCCUGCGGAAAUAAUUCGGUCUGUGUAAACCAAACAUGCACGAGUCACUUUCCGCUGAUAGGCAAAGAAACAUGUCCUAGUAAUCACAACAACAACGAGUGCUCGGGCAAGGGCGUUUGCACGAACAUAAAUACGUGCUACUGCGAGCGUGGAUGGGGUGGUCCAGAUUGCUCCAUACAGGAAGAGAUCCCCACACUUCCACCCACGGUUACCGUCAAUGGACCAGUUGGUAAAAGUAAUACAAGUGGUAAAAUGGGGCCGAAAGAGACCCCCUACGAGAACUACCACGGCUCUAACACUGUAUAUUUAGUUCUUGUGCUCAUGUCGGUGGUAGGGGGUGUUUUCGUAGUAUUUACUCUGAUGGCUCUCUGCUACAGGUCAGUCGUAGUACAUAAAAACUACUCCCUCUGUCUCAGAAGGAAGAGCACCGUCCAGAAAUACGAUCUGCCGUACGUGAAGAAAACGCCGCCGAAAAGCUACACCACUGUUUCGAAGGACCGCCAUCCGGAACACGAAGUGCUGGACACCAUCAACUCUGACAUCCUCGAUUUCAACAGUAUGCCUAAUUACAGCCGCCCCGAGACCCAGCGCGUGGUGUUUCACCCGAAUAACGUCGCCACCACAGACGAGCCAAGAUUCAAGGAGCAUAAGCCGAUGAGGACGCCUGGCAUAAACGAGGAUGAAGGCGGCACAGGAGGGGAGGAUGUUGUCUCUUUCAUUGAUCUGCAAAUGAACAAGCCGAGGAAGAAAGGAAUUCUAAAAACACAACCUGGUUACGAAGGAGGUGCUGUGGUGAACCUGGAACGCACUCUGGACCGGUUGAACGGCUACCACGAAAACAUCAUGGAGGCCCUGAGAAAUGCGAAGACCCGGCAAGAGCUAUCCGGAACAAGUACCGCCAGCGGAAACCUGGUGACCGACCAGAUCUCGCGCAAAACUCUAUCGGAAUGCGAGUAUCCGACCCCCUGCCACAAUGAUAUGGACGGUCAUGACGAUAGCGGCAAUCAGGAUGGCGAUGAUGGCAGAGGGGAGGGCAGCUGCAGUAUACUACGCAUCCGCAAUCUGGAGGAUUUAAUCAAGCAGUUGGAGCGUCACUCGUCCCGCCAGAUUAACUUGAGUCCCUGCGGCUCCGAGGAAAUGCGGAUAUCCGAGAGCGAGGCCGAUCGUCACUACAGGAUAGAUUCGUCCGUUUGUAGCGAGUCCUCCCAAGGAAGCAGAAGGUGUAGCCGCGCCCGCGACGAUACCUAUGGUCGGUGCCGUCAGCCGUCGUCUCGAAGUCCUUACGGCACCCACCAGCACUCUCAACACUCCCAUCAAAUGCAAGUGGAGGAGGGUAUCUAUGAAACUGCCGACCCUGACAGAGGCUCAAAUGCUAGGGGUGAAACGCCCGAUAGUGAAAGUGAUGCAUUUAUUCAAGCUCAACAACAACUAGCCCGAUGGACUAGUGAGGACGGAGUGCAGCACCGACCACCGCAGCAGCCGCCACCUCCACUGCCACCUGCAAUGACUGGUGGUGGUACGAUGCAGUUGUUGCAGCCACUCCAUGGCCAAUGCGAACACCACCAACAGUUGCAGCACCAGCAACGUCAUCACCAUCACCAUCAUGCACAGCCAUUGCAGCCGCAGCAGCAGCCGCAGCAGUCGUCACUACAGCAUCAACACCAACUGCCGGUGGAACAACUGCCAAUACAGCAGCGUGGCUAUUAUCCAUCCCCACCCCAUACCGACAACAAUGGUCUCGACAAUGACGAGACUGAAAAUGCUCAAUCCCAUCAACAACAAAAGCUCCUCCCCGACGUUCGUGGAAUCGAUGUUAAUCACUUGCCUAAUAUUAACAAAUGCCCACUAGACGAUACAUUUAGUCUAGAUUGUAACAUAAAUAAUGGUUCCCCUAAAGAAUUAAAUACCAACAACACUAGUGAUAACGAAAAUACUGCCCUACUGCCCCCUUCGCAUUUUCCCGAGUACAAGCAUUGAUAAUUAUUAAUCGAUGACAGAUAGUGUCCAUAAAACAUAGUGGUGUGAUUUAAUCUUGAACUCGCAUUUUAUACUGAAUAGUGUAAAUAUAACGAUAAACUUAUUCGAUCGCGACAGCGCAAGAGCAACAACAAGAAAACAACAACAGCAGACAGGUAUUAAAUUAUAAUGAAUUAAAAUAAUCUAUAUGAAAUGUUUAUUAAUAAACAUUAGUAAAGCGAUUUACUCAAAGAUA